AUGCGUGCUGUCUACGUUCUUACCUCGGUUCUCGCCACCGCUGUCAGUGUGACUGCCCUUCCUGGUUUGGGAAAGCAGAUUACGAAGCGGGAAGAAUGUGAAGAACCUCCCACCUCACAGUGUACCGCGUGGAUUGACGGGGACAACCACGAUUGCGAGUACUGCUGUGUGAACUACGUUCCGGCUGGGUGCCAUACCCACGACGAUGACGUUGGUUGCACCAAUGGUGCUGGCUCUGGCCUCGUCUACCACUGCAGUGUCGACUUAAGAAGACUGGGUGCCUAG
This is a messenger RNA of Thyridium curvatum, 285 nucleotides long. RefSeq lists its product as uncharacterized. NCBI's taxonomy places the organism in Eukaryota, Fungi, Ascomycota, Sordariomycetes, Thyridiales, Thyridiaceae. The coding region runs from base 1 to 285 and encodes 94 amino acids. The transcript has a single exon. The record is from RefSeq and is a predicted model, not a curated record.